GCGCCAUCCAGUCCCGCGGCUCCCGCCCUUACGGUUACCUAUUAGUUGGAAGAGUGGCGGGUUAUUUGAUUCCUCUUCAGGCGCUGCGGCUCUUCAGUCCCUCCAUUCGACGAGAGCGAGAGAAGUGGCGAGCGUCGUUUGAGCGAAUUGGUCGCCUUUUCAGCUCCACACACGUUUGAGGAUUGCUUCCAUUUGUUUCCUUAGCAUUUCUUAGUUCAGAUCCGCAAUUUUUUCGAGGAUCGUUUACGAGGAUUGUUGGUAUUUUCAUUUCAUUUGCUUCCGAAAUCUUCUACAUUCUCCUUUGCAGAUCUCUAAUUUCAAUCAAUUUACUGCUACAUUUGUUGUUUAACGUCUAGUUAUGUUCUGAAUCUUCGAAAUCCUUAGCUGCGUUUUCAUUCAGAUUGAAGUCUUAUUGCAAUUGAGCAGUAGUUUAUACUUAAUUUCCAGGGCUUGAAGAGGCGGUGAAGGAGCUGAUCUAAAUACUGGAAUUAAAUUCUUGAAAUUUAGCAGAAAAAAAUCAUGGUUGCAAGUGUUGAAUUGUUUUCCCCUGUGAUGAAUGGAAUGAUUGAACCAUUACCAGAAGAUUUUGAUCCCACUGCUGUGGUAUUUGAACCUUUACCACCUGUUGUUGAAAAUGGAGCUAUUGCCAAUGGUGAUGGGGUAGAGAAGCAGAACAGAGAGAUUACUUUGGGAAGGAAUGUCCAUACAAUGUGUCUUGAGGUAACGGAACCUGAUGUGGAUGAUGAGGUUACGGGAGAAAGGGAGGCUUGUAUGGCUAGUAUAUUGGCAAGGUACCGCAAGUCUCUAAUUGAAAGAACCAAGCAUCACUUAGGUUACCCAUAUAACCUGGACUUUGAUUAUGGAGCUCUGGCACAAUUGCAACAUUUCUCCAUCAAUAACCUGGGGGAUCCCUUUAUUGAGAGCAACUAUGGUGUCCAUUCCAGACAAUUUGAGGUUGGUGUUCUAGAUUGGUUUGCCCGUCUCUGGGAACUAGAGGAGAGCGAAUACUGGGGAUACAUUACAAAUUGUGGUACAGAAGGGAAUCUUCAUGGCAUCCUGGUUGGAAGGGAAGUGUUUCCUGAUGGAAUUCUUUAUGCAUCACAAGAAUCACAUUAUUCAAUUUUCAAAGCAGCGAGGAUGUACAGAAUGGAAUGUAUAAAGGUUAAUACACUUGUCUCUGGUGAGAUUGAUUGCACAGAUUUUAAAGCCAAACUCCUUUUUAACAAGGAUAGACCUGCCAUUAUCAAUCUAAACAUAGGAACAACGGUUAAAGGAGCUGUUGACGAUCUUGAUCUAGUUAUAAACACUCUUGAAGAAACUGGAUUCACACAUGACCGGUUCUACAUUCACUGCGAUGGGGCUUUGUUCGGGCUUAUGAUGCCUUUUGUCAAACGCGCACCAAAAGUCACAUUUAAAAAACCCAUUGGAAGUGUUAGUGUGUCUGGCCACAAAUUUGUGGGUUGCCCGAUGCCUUGUGGUGUACAGGUAACAAGAUUGGAGCAUAUUAAUGCAUUAUCAAGAAAUGUUGAGUACCUUGCAUCCCGGGAUGCUACCAUCAUGGGCAGCCGUAAUGGGCAUGCUCCAAUCUUCCUCUGGUACACUCUGAACCGGAAAGGCUACAGAGGUUUCCAGAAAGAAGUUUGGAAGUGCCUCCGGAAUGCUCACUAUUUGAAGGACCGCCUUAGAGCUGCAGGGAUUGGUGCCAUGCUUAAUGAGCUCAGUAGCACUGUUGUUUUUGAGCGUCCAAAAGAUGAGGAGUUUGUUCGUCGCUGGCAGCUCGCAUGUGAGGGAAACAUCGCUCAUGUAAUAGUGAUGCCCAACAUCACUAUUGAGAAGCUUAAUGAUUUCUUGAAUGAACUGGUUCAGAAGCGCUCAACCUGGUAUCAGGAUGGAAAGUUGGGAGCUCCUUGUCUUGCCGCAGAUUUAGGUGUUGAGAAUUGUGCUUGUACUCUUCAUAAGUGAUGGAUCAGUGCCACUUGAGAGUUUCUGUAUCUUGAGGGUUCCUGUCUUAGGUAAAUGAGGUAGUAUUCAUUGGCAAGUGUAUAGAAGAUCUGCUCCAAAAUUUUCCCUCAUGUAUCUCUCCUUGGCUAUAUAUUCUCUAGCCAACUCUUUGAAUUUGUUGCAUUCAUUGGCUUGUAAACAUUAUUGUUUUAGGACUGUUUUAUAGUUUGCUCAACUAGAACUGUAUAAUUAUUCUUUGGCAUC
Molecule: messenger RNA, 2205 nt
Organism: Macadamia integrifolia
Lineage: Eukaryota; Viridiplantae; Streptophyta; Magnoliopsida; Proteales; Proteaceae
Product: serine decarboxylase-like
Exons: 4
Coding region: 520-1962 (480 amino acids)
Biological process (GO): carboxylic acid metabolic process
Molecular function (GO): pyridoxal phosphate binding; carboxy-lyase activity
Source: RefSeq, a predicted model, not a curated record